AUGAACAAUGCAGCAUUGAGACAAAUGAGUUCAAGAUGGAUUUGUCGGCUUCCAGCAUUUAAACCGAUACCAUAUAGUCAGGCUCAGCAUGUGAAACUGAAUGAUAUUAUUAAAGGAACCAUCCCACCUCCACAACAACAACCAGUUGAAAACAAACCAAACUAA
Trichomonas vaginalis G3 is the source of this 165-nucleotide messenger RNA. RefSeq lists its product as uncharacterized. The transcript has a single exon. The coding region runs from base 1 to 165 and encodes 54 amino acids. NCBI's taxonomy places the organism in Eukaryota, Parabasalia, Trichomonadida, Trichomonadidae. The record is from RefSeq and is a predicted model, not a curated record.